UGGUAUUAUAAAACACAAUGAAAGUGCAGAAAUAAGGUAAAGAAGUUCUUUAAAACCCUCUUUCUUUUAUCCAAGUAAACAAAAUUAUUACCAAACCCCUAAAUCACAGACCUCCGAGAAGAAUAGAGAGAUGACAGGAGAGGUUCCAAAAGAAGAUGGUGGUGCUGUUAGUCUUGAGGAUUUGAGGCAGAAAAUGGUGGAUUUUGUUAAAGAAAGAGACUGGGAAAAGUAUCAUAGUCCAAGAAAUCUUCUUCUUGCUCUGGUAGGAGAAGUGGGAGAGUUAUCAGAGUGUUUUCAAUGGAAAGGUGAAGUACCAAAAGGAUUACCAGAUUGGAAAGAUGAAGAGAAGCAACAUUUAGGAGAGGAAUUAUCAGAUGUUCUGUUAUAUCUAGUCCAACUCUCUCAUUACUGUGGGAUUGAUCUCGGUAAAGCCGCUCUUAGGAAAGUUCAUCUUAAUGCUAUUAAACAUCCUGUCAAUCGAUACAUCAAAAGCAUCCCAGAGGAGGAGAACAAGAAAUCUGAUGAUGUUGAUGAUGAUGAUGAUUCUAAGAUCACAAACCAAGACAACAACAAUGGUAAUGGCAUGACUGAAAAUUUACAAAAUUAAUGGGCCAUUGAUCCUUUAAUUACGAGUAUUCUUUUGUGUAAGUUUAGGGAUUUGAUGAAUUUUGGUUUGGUAGCUUAAGGGGAUUGUUUUGCAUGAGCACCAUGAUCUGGGAGCAUUGGGUAUGUUUUGCAGAAAUGGGUUUUUACUAGUAGGUGUUUUAUUUUUAUUGUUAAGACAUAAUUGGAACUUGGAAGCAGAAAAAUCCUUCUAGCAGGGAUUUGGUGGUGAUUUUCAUAUGAAAAUCAAAACACAAUGGAUGAAUGAAUGUUUUCAAAUUAACUGUUAAGGUAAUUGAUGCUAAUUUGGUGAGUUAUCAA
This is a messenger RNA of Papaver somniferum (opium poppy), 924 nucleotides long. RefSeq names its product dCTP pyrophosphatase 1-like. NCBI's taxonomy places the organism in Eukaryota, Viridiplantae, Streptophyta, Magnoliopsida, Ranunculales, Papaveraceae. Bases 131 to 607 code for a protein of 158 amino acids. The transcript is spliced from 2 exons. Gene Ontology annotation, molecular function: nucleoside triphosphate diphosphatase activity. Gene Ontology annotation, biological process: nucleoside triphosphate catabolic process. The record is from RefSeq and is a predicted model, not a curated record.